Messenger RNA from Maniola jurtina (meadow brown), 1839 nucleotides. Its product is annotated as esterase FE4-like. The transcript has 4 exons. Lineage: Eukaryota; Metazoa; Arthropoda; Insecta; Lepidoptera; Nymphalidae. The record is from RefSeq and is a predicted model, not a curated record. Bases 166 to 1788 code for a protein of 540 amino acids.
AUAAGAGUUAAGAACUUUAAAACGUCUCUACAAUAAAUAAUAAUUUAUUAUAAUAUUUAAACAAAAAAGAAGAAUACAGUUUUAAAGUUAUCCUAUGUACUAUUUGAGUUUCCAGAAGCUUGAGAGCCUUGGGAUUUAGAUAUUAAAUCGAGGUUCCUAUCCAGGAUGCUAUGGAACGGGAUAUUUUUUUGUGCUUGCGGGUUUCUAGUAUCAGUGACAGGUGUACCUGAUUCACGAGUUGUUAAUAUACAUCAGGGGCCUGUAAAAGGUUACAUGGCACCAGAAGGUGGCGUCUUUGUGUUCUAUGGUAUACCAUAUGCUACGGCACCAACCGGACCCCAAAAAUUUAGGCCACCUCUACCGCCUCCUACCUGGACGACUACAUUUGAAGCUGUUCAAACAAACAUUAUCUGUCCACAAAAUCUUGCCCUAACUAAUUACGAAGGCGAGUUUAUGAUGCAAGAAGACUGUCUUAUUGCUAACUUAUACGUCCCUGAUACAGAAGAAACAAAUCUUCCCGUACUUGUUUAUGUCCAUGGAGGGGCAUUCCAAUAUGGAUACGGUUCAAAAAGAGCACCAAUACAUUUAGUUCAGAGCAAGAAAAUAAUAGCUGUUAAUUUCAAUUAUCGUCUUGGAGCCCAUGGCUUCCUAUGUCUUGGUACAGAAGAUGUACCCGGCAAUGCUGGUAUGAAAGACCAAGUUGCAUUACUCCGAUGGGUGCAAAAAAAUAUUGCACAGUUUGGUGGCAAUCCAAAUGAUGUUACUAUUAAUGGAUGCAGUUCUGGAGGUGCAUCUGUCGAUCUUCUGAUGAUAUCUAAGAUUGCAAAUGGAUUGUUUCACAGAGUUAUACCAGAAAGUGGAUCCAAAACUGCCCCGUUUAGUGUACAAGUCGAUUCCAUUGCAAACGCAAAAAGAAUUGCCAAAGAGUUGAACUGUAGCACAGUUGAUGAUAUUGAUAAUUUAGAAAAUUUCUAUAAGACAGCUCCAUACGAGAAAUUGUAUGAAAUUGACUUGGGAAAUGAAAAGGAUACUUCCAUUGUUUUUUUGCCUUGUAUUGAACGUGAUAUUGGCGAUGAAAUGUUCCUAGAUGAUGAUCCAGUAAAUAUUAUAAAGAACGGUGAAUACACCAAAUUGCCAAUGCUAUAUGGAGUAACUGAUAUGGAAGGUAUUUAUAGAAUGAAUAAUUUUGAUAAUUGGAAAGACCAGAUGAACAUAAACUUUGCUGAUUUUAUUCCGGUGAAUUUAAAGUUUUCUAACAUGGAAGAAAAAGAAGAAGUUGCACAAAAAAUAAAAGAAUUUUAUUUUGGGAAUGAAACAAUCAAUGAAGAAAGUGUGCUAGACUACGUCAAAUACUUUUCGGAUGUUAUGUUUGGUUAUGGAACUGCAAGGAGCGUGAAAAUGCAAGUCGAAGCGGGCAAUAGCCAAAUAUACUUGUACGAAUAUGCAUUUGUAGAUGAUAGUGAGGAUUAUAUUCCUUACACAAAUAUCCGUGGGGCUGAUCAUUGCGCACAGGCGCAUGCAAUAUUAUAUUUAGGAGAUGAAAGUAAGCUAUCGCAAGAAUACAAAAAUAUGAUGUCAGUUAUGAGAGACCUCUGGCUUAAUUUUAUCACAACAGGAAAACCGGUUCCAGAUGGUUCGAAGUAUCCAGCCUGGCCGCCUGUAGGAUAUAAUCGGUCUCCAUACAUGUCCAUUAAUGGCACUCUUGCACUGAAAACUCAGUUCCUUGGAAAUCGUGCACCUUUCUGGGAUGAAAUAUAUGAGAAACAUUAUGCAAAACCAGAAUUUUGAAUUUUUAUAAGUACUCAAAUUUUUUGAUACAAAUUAAAAAAUUAUAAUUUA